Astyanax mexicanus (Mexican tetra) is the source of this 5939-nucleotide messenger RNA. It is a transcript of the gene bach2a, whose product is annotated as BTB and CNC homology 1, basic leucine zipper transcription factor 2a. The coding region runs from base 206 to 2410 and encodes 734 amino acids. Gene Ontology annotation, molecular function: DNA-binding transcription factor activity, RNA polymerase II-specific; RNA polymerase II cis-regulatory region sequence-specific DNA binding; protein binding. The transcript is spliced from 5 exons. NCBI's taxonomy places the organism in Eukaryota, Metazoa, Chordata, Actinopteri, Characiformes, Acestrorhamphidae. The record is from RefSeq and is a predicted model, not a curated record. Gene Ontology annotation, biological process: regulation of transcription by RNA polymerase II.
CACACACACACUCUCCCGCGCGCGUUCAGAGGGAGACACGCGGCCGCUCCUCCAGAACUUCCGAGGAUAAAACCUUCAUCCAGCCCUGCGGGAGCCCCUGCGCGAGCCCCUGCACGAGCGCGAGGUGGGGGGACCAUGUGAAGCCGCUGACUGCCCGCGAGCUCAUCCGCGUGGGAAGAUCAGAAAGUUUGGGCUCCAGAGCGGGAUGUCUAUGGCCGAGAAGCCUGACGGUCCCGUGUACGUGUACGAGUCGACAGUGCACUGUGCCAACAUCCUCCUGUGCCUGAAUGAGCAGCGGAAGCAGGACGUCCUGUGCGAUGUGACCGUCCUGGUGGAGGGGAGGGAGGUCCGGGCCCACAGGGCCGUCCUGGCCGCCUGCUGCCACUACUUCUCCCUGCAGCUCCGCGGCCCCACGGACCACGAGCCCCUCAUCUGCCUUCCACCCAAGAUCACAAUGAAAGGCUUUGCGCCCCUCUUGCAGUUUGCCUACACCGCCAAGCUGCUGCUGAGCCGGGAGAACAUCCAAGACGUGAUGUGCUGUGCCGACUUCCUGGGCGUCCACAACCUGGAGGACUCCUGCUUCCUCUUCCUGCAGGCACAGAUGAGCAGCGAUGGUGAGGAACGACCCAAAUCUCCACAGACACCAGCUCACAGGGACGGGAACAGUUCUCUGAAGGUUCCUCAAAGUUCUCCAAGAAGUUCCCCCAGUAAAUCUUCAGACGAGGAGCGAUUACAGUCCACCAACAGCCUGCGUCCGUCAGAAAAUCAGCCUGAAAUCACGGAGGUUCCCAGCUACCGAAGUCCCAAAUACAGGAAGCACCAGCAGGCCUAUGCGAAGCACAACACCACGAACACCUCUCUAAGCAGCAGUACCUCAAGCCCAGCCAGCAGCUCGCUCCAAGACACCAUCACCAGCAGUGAUGCCCAGGGCGUAGAUAUGUCCAGAGUAAAAGCAGAACCAGCUUCAGGUGAAGAAGAACGAUUGGGAUUUUCUGAUCUUUCUGGAGCGGAGCUAAGCGAUGCUGGAUGUAGGAUAGAGGAAAUGGACGCAGAGAUGGACACAGAGAUGGACACAGAGAUGGAUUACAGUCACCAGCAGUUUAGUUCUACGCCCGCUGAUGUGCCAACGAACCGGAUGUCACCCUUGUGCCUGCGCUCCCUGGUCAAAAACAGCCUUAUUCCUCCACUCCGCAGUUUCUCCACUGAUUCCUCCAUGCUCAGAAGCAACCAGCAGUUCCCCAGUCCGCUAUUUCCUGCCCAGAACCACCAUCUUCCUCAGUGUGACUUUAAAACAAACUACCAGGCUUUUAUCGGAGGGCUUACAGUUGCCUCGUUGAAGCAGUCGCUUAGAUUCCCAGCUUUAGGAAAGUCCCUCUCCUGCGAUAGGAUCUGUAACCAGGAUACGGAUCAAGAGUUGGAACGCAGAAGCGUAAUUUUCUCAAGACCAUCUGAGCGACUGCCAGCUAAUUCCUAUCCGGACGAGCCGUCUCUGGAGCUGGAUGCCCCCUCAGGCCUCUGGGCAGGCUCUCAAGCUCUUUCGCCCACCUCCGGACCUUCAGAACCCUCGCUCCUGUCUCGCCGAAGGCUAAAGAGGAGCUGCCCUGUCCCCAUUCGAGUCGAUCCCCGCUCUACACGCACCGAGACCUGCCCCAGAACAUCCAGCUCGUGCUCGUCCUACUCGUACGCCGAGGACGGCAGCGUCAGCUCCCCGUCCAGCCUGCCACAGUUUGAGCUGUCCUCGUCCUCGCCUCGCUCUGGUUUGCCCAAGAUCAAGUGUGAGAAAUCGUACGACUCGAACUCCAGCGACGAGUCCGGCUCUUUCUCAGAGGGAGACAGCGAAUCCUGCCACUCCAAAGAGCCGCACUCACUCGAGGUGAAGCUGCCUUUCCCAGUCGAUCAGAUCACAGAUCUUCCUCGGAAUGAUUUCCAGCUGCUGGUGAAGAUGCACAAACUGUCUUCAGAACAGCUGGAUAUCGUUCACGACCUGCGGAGGAGGAGUAAGAACCGUAUCGCUGCUCAGCGCUGCCGCAAGAGGAAACUCGACUGCAUCAAAAACCUGGAGUGUGAGAUCCACAAACUGGUGUGUGAGAAGCAGAAGCUCCUGACGGAGAGGAAUCAGCUGAAGGUGUGUAUGGGGGAGCUGUGGGAGAACUUCUCGUUUUUGUCUCAGGAGGUUUGUAGAGAGGAGAAGACGAGUCCUGUAUCUGCAGAGCGUCCGGAUCGAGUCUCGUCCAGCCCCGUCCACGUCGACCUGACCGUGUCCUCCAGCCCCGGCAGCGUGGACCUCACCCUGCCGUCCUCGUCCCCCAGGACACCGCCGGACACCGGCGUCCUUGUAGAGACCAGCAGCCCCACAGUGACUGUAGCUCUGUGUCAGGAAAUGACUGAUAAAUGCACCACAGACGAGUAACGGCUGCAGGAUCUGCGUUAACCCUUCCUUUAUCUGCGUUUAUUAAUAGUUCAGAGUUUUUACGAAUGUUUGGGUGUUUUUUACGGCGUUAGGGAGUGCACCGUUCUGUGGUUGUCUCGUGUGUUAUGGUGGUGUGGUUUAUUAUGGCUCUGAAGGUACAUGAGGUUGUGUUCAGACUGCAAGCUAAUCAGAUUUAUUUCUCAAAUCAGAUCUGUUAAAAUGUAAAAAUACAGUAAUAACAUGCAUUUCAGACCACCUCCAAAUAGCUAGAUAUGGUAAAAUCCAAAAAUCUGAUUUGGGUUAGAAAAUUCACAUUUGUUUCUCAAAUCAGAUCUGUUAAAAUAAUCAGAUCGGAUUUGAUUUGAUUUGAUUUGAUGUGAUUUAGAAUCUGAUUUGAGCAGCCAGAAUGUGACACAUCUUAACAAACCUGAUAGCAUUUACAUUUUAAACCACCUCGAAAAUGUGGAUUCGGAUUCAGAAAAUAUUUCAGUUCAGAUUGGAUGUGGUUUCAUGCUGUGCAGACUAAGAAAAAAAAUCAGAUUUUGGGCCAGACAAGUCAGAUCAGAUUUCAUCUGGCACAUUUGUACAAAAUCAGAUUGUAAUCACAUUUGAAACUGCCUCCAAAUGUGGAUUGGAUCUAAUUACUAAAAUAUUUCAGAUUUGAUGCAGUUCACUGCAGUUUGAUGCAAAAAUCAAUCCAGAAAUUCCAAAAAUCAGAUUUGGGCUAGACGAAUCAGAUUUGUUUGUCACCCGUAUAUCCGGACAUAUUUGGACAUCUAUAGCAUCCAGCAUCUGUACAAAUCUGAUUGUAAUUACAUUUCAAAAUAUUUUCACUGGUUUGAAAUCCGAUUAGCAAUAAUUCGAUUUCAUGUGGUUUCUGGAUGCCAGUGUCCAGAACUUCCAGACUGAGAGGCAUCUAUACAAUUCUGAUUAUAAUCACAUUUCAAGCCUUCAAAAUGUGGUUUGUGUCUGAUUAGGUAAAGAUUUUAAAUUUAAUUUGGUUUUUGUCUGUUCAGACUAUCAAAAAUCAAUCUAGAAAUUCCAAAAAUCUUAACAAAUCUGAUUAUAAUCACAAUUUAAGCUACUUUCAAAUGUGGUUUGGGUCUGAUUAGCAAAAUUCUGGUUUCAUGAGAUUUCUUGCUGUGCACACUUUAAAAAAACUGGAUUCAAUCUAGACACCAAAAAUCCAAAGAACAGACUUAGAUUUGAAGAAUCUGAAUUGUUUCUCAAAUCAGAUCUGUUGAGAUGACUUACUUAAAAGUAAUCCAAUCAGAUUUGAUAAGGUUGUAGUUUUGACAUGUGGUGAUAUCAUGUUGAAAUCAGAUUUGAGCAUCCAUACAGAGACUCUUCUGUACAAAUCUGAUUUUAAUCGCAUUUUAAACCACUUCCAAAUUGAGUUUGUCUGAUUUGAGUCUGAUUUGCAAAAAUAUGAUUUAACAUGGCUUCUGGCUGUGCAGACUAUUAAAUAUCAAUCUGGAUUGAGUUGAAAAUUGACUAGCAGUAUAGAAAUAGCCUAUAGAUUAUAUUUUAAAGGUUCAGACUGCAGGAAAAUUGGAUUUGUACUGUUCAGAUUUGCAAGCGAUCAGAUCGGAUUUGUGUAUCUGCAUGGGUUAUUGUGGUAUUUCAUGUGCUUCCAGUGUGUCCAGACUAUGGAAAAUUAAUCUGGAUACACCAAAUCUAGAUAUACCAAAAAUCUGAUUUGGGCUGGCAGUCUGAACACAGCCUUAAUAAGGCAAGAUAUUGUUAGAAAAAAAAAUCUCUUUUUACUCUCACACAAGUCUUUACACUUCUUUUUUUUUGUUUCUUCUUUUCACGGCACAGUAUUGUUCUGUGUUUGCAGUAACUCUCUCUUUCUCUCCAGCUCUCAGAUUAAUCUCAGGAAUCUCGAUGAAUGUUUUCUGAUCUUUUUUUAAGGUGGAGAUGAUCCUUUGUUUGCAGACUCUCUGCUUUUGAUAGAUUGUUCUGUUCUUUCUCUGAACCGACUCGUCUUUUUCCCCCUUCUCUCUCUGUUCACAAAGCAUUCCCCAUGGGUGGCUAGAGGAAAUGACAAAGGCAGAAAAUAGAAAGCGAGAGAAUAAAGGAGAGAUAAUGAGGAGAGAGGUUUGCGCAGUCAAACAGAUGAAGUUCUUUACUGGAAGUGAAUUUUUAAGGGCAGCGUAGAAAAACCUGAGCAGGAACUCCUUUACUUUUAAUCAUUACUUUUGAUUUACUUUCUCCUUUAUUGUGUCGCUGCACCCUCAAAAAUAUAUACAGCUCUGGAAAAAAAUGAAGAGACCAUUUAUAGGUUUAUGUUUGAGUAAAAUGAACAUUGUUGUUUUAUUCUAUAAACUACAGAAAACAUUUCUCCCAAAUUACAAAUAAAAAUAUUCUCAUUUAGAGCAUUUGUUUACAGAAAAUGAGAAAUGGCUGAAAUAACAACAAAAAAAAAAAGAAGCAGAGCUUUCAGACCUCAAAUAAUGCAAAGAAAAUAAAGUUCAUAUUCAUAAAGGAGUUUUAAGAGUUCAGAAAUCAAUAUUUGGUGGAAUAACCCUGGUUUUUAAUCACACAGAGUUUUCAUGCAUCUUGGCAUCAUGUUCUCCUCCACCAGUCUUACACACUGCUUUUGGAUAAAUCCAAGCAUUUCAGUUUGGUGGUUUGAUGGCUUGUGAUCAUCCAUCUUCCUCUUGAUUAUAUUCCAUUAUUUUUAAGUGGUUUCUCUUUUUUUUCCAGAGCUGUACUCUUAUGUGCCAAAAGUCAUGGGAUAGGAACUUGUAUGGUGUCCCAUGUCUUUUUUUUUUUCCAGUCCCAUGGAAGCAAACGAAUGCUGCACUGACCUGUGGGAUAUAUAAAACAUAAUGCAAACAGUAAGGAAAUUUGCGUUUGGUAGAUUAUUUAUUUAUUGUAUCAAUGCUUAUUGGUACCAAAUCUUAUACAACUGGAAAGCCUGUUCAUUUAUAUUUUAAAUGGAGAACAUUUGUGAGGAACAUGCAUUUGUGGGAUGAGAAGUAGAGCCAAUGACUCGUUUGGGGUUUUGUCUUCUCGGGACUUGAGUCCCUGAAAUCCCCUCUUAUAUGGAACUUCAGUGGCCUUCAGUUUGGAGAUACUGGUACCAGGGCUCACUCCAAAUAAUGCUGUAACAUUUUUUACGGUUUUGAGGAACACCAGCUUAACGUUGCUCUAUAUCACAGCUCUAUCUAUAUCCAGAUCAGCCAAAUGUGGCAUGAUGCUGAUUCUUAGAGCUCAGAUACAUCCUGACCACUAUAGCAGAGCCCAUGAUCACUGGUUCUGCACCUCAUCUAAAGAAACUAGACGCUCAAAACAAGUAAUUAAGAGUUAAUAGCAUCAGAAUAAUAAGCUGCUUGGAAUUAGCAGAGAAGAUUUGGCUCAUUUUUAAUGGGUCUAAGCACAUGCUUAUCCAGCAAAUACAUGUUCCUCACUAAUGUGGCUCCAUUUAACCCUUUAAAAUUAGCUGCUGCUUUGCCUCAAUGGCUCAAGUACUACUGUUGUUCCAGUGCAGUGGGACUAUAAUCUUGUUCAUUGGCUGGUUUAU